Colletotrichum spaethianum is the source of this 1068-nucleotide messenger RNA. Its product is annotated as aldo-keto reductase dtxS3. The record is from RefSeq and is a predicted model, not a curated record. The transcript has 4 exons. Lineage: Eukaryota; Fungi; Ascomycota; Sordariomycetes; Glomerellales; Glomerellaceae. Bases 1 to 1068 code for a protein of 355 amino acids.
AUGGCAUCCAAGGAGCUCCCCGCACGUCUCAAAGAGGGACUUGAGAACACCAAGGUGGAGUACCGCCAGCUCGGCAAGUCCGGACUACGCGUUUCAGUCCCGAUCUUUGGCUGCAUGAGCUUCGGAGACUCUCGCACUUUGGGCUGGGCCUUGAAUGAAGAUGAGGCGGCGUAUGAUCGAGGAUUGAACACCUGGGACACGGCCAAUGUCUACUCCAACGGUGCAUCGGAGAUUACUAUUGGCAAGGCCCUCAAGAAAUACAACAUUCCGCGUCAAAAGGUUGUCAUAUUGACAAAGUGUUUCUUCGCCGUUGGCGAGGAACCCGAGACUCGGCACUUCAACUACCGCGAGGAGAUCAAUAAGUCGAAAGACUACCAGAAUCAAUGGGGUUUGUCCCGAGGGGCCAUCUUCAACCAGGUUGAGGCGUCCCUGAAGCGACUCGAUACCCCGUACAUCGACCUCCUCCAGAUCCACCGAUUUGAUCCUAAUACUCCCAUUGAGGAGACGAUGAAGGCACUACACGAUCUCGUCCAAACAGGAAAGGUACGAUACAUCGGUGCAAGCAGCAUGUGGGGGACACAAUUCGCCCAGAUGCAAUUCGUCGCCGAGAAGAACGGAUGGACCAAAUUCGUCAGUAUGCAGAACCAGUACAACCUCCUAUAUCGUGAGGAAGAGAGGGAGAUGAACCGGUUUUGCAAUGAUACGGGCGUGGGUCUCAUCCCUUGGGCCCCUCUGUGUCGUGGCCACUUGGCUCGACCUCCAAAGGAUUUCGGCUCCACCUCCCGUAGCAAGAGCGAGAAAGAGAGCCAACCCGGUAGCCACGGGACAGUCGAGCCGGACCUUACCAUCAUUAAGCGUGUACAAGAGAUCGCGGAUAAACGUGACUGGCCCAUGGCCCACGUGGCUCUUGCAUGGAUCAACAAACGCAUUACGAGCCCCAUCAUUGGCUUCAGCAGCGUCGACCGAAUUGACCAGGCUAUCACUGCGGAUGGUAAGGUUCUGACUGAUGAGGAGGAAAAAUACUUGGAGGAGUUGUACCAGCCCAAGGCUAUCUCUGGCCAUAUGUAA